AGAGAUGUGUCAGCUCAGGCGUCGCUAACUCAUCAUCGUGUGUGUCGAACACAAGCUCAUCCAAGCAGUCUGUCUUUUACAUGUUCUUCCUCCAAAUAUGGAUUUAACCGGAUUGAGCUCCAAAGGACGGCUUUUGCUGGUUUUCUGCGUCAGUAUUUUCCUCUACACGUCCACCGAUGCCGAGGGGAGCUGUAAACUCAAGGCCAAGUUCAACCUGAGGGGUUAUAAGGAGGUGUUGAAAAGGACGGUGGUCGUCGGUGGGAUGUUUCCAGUUCAUCAACGCCUGGUUGAUACGGACGCCAACACCACCAUCCCUCCGGAGUCGUCCGACUGCGAGGGCUUCAACUUCCGCGCUUUCCGCUGGACUCAGACGAUGCUGUUCGCCCUGAACGAGAUCAACGACAGACCGGACCUGCUCCCCAGAACUGAGCUGGGCUACGUCAUCUACGACUCCUGUUUCACCAUUUCCAAAGCCGUGGAGGGAACGCUGACCUUCCUGACGGGCCAGGACGAGGCGGUGCCGAACUACCGCUGCGGGGACGGGCCUCCUCUCUCGGCUCUGGUGGGCGCCGGAGGAUCGGAUCUGUCCAUCGCCACCGCCAGGAUCCUCGGACUCUACUACUUCCCACAAAUGAGUUACUGCUCGUCCUGCUCGGUUCUGGAGAGCCGGUUCCAGUAUCCCACCUUCCUCCGCACCAUCCCGAGCGACGAGCACCAGUCCGUGGCCAUGGCCAAACUAGUGCUUCACUUCGGCUGGACCUGGGUGGGCACCAUCGCGGCCGAGGACGAUUACGGGAAAUACGGCAUCAAGAGGUUCAAGGAGGUGGUGGAGGAGGCGGGAGUGUGUAUAUCCUUCUCCGAAACCCUUCCCAAGAUCUCCAACCCGGAGGCCAUGGAGCGCAUCGCUCAGACGGUGCUGGACUCCACGGCUAAGAUCAUCGUGGUGUUCUCCUCAGAUGUGGAUCUGAAACCUCUACUGGACGAACUGCUGCGUAACAACAUCACCAACCGCACGUGGAUCGCCAGCGAGGCCUGGGUCACGUCGGCCGCCAUCUCCCGUCACCCCGACAUCCUGCCCGUCCUGGGGGGAACCAUCGGGUUCGCGGUGAAGCAAGCCGAAAUCCCCGGCCUGAAAGAGCACCUUCUGGGUGUUAGUCCAUAUAACGACACUCUGACUGAAGAGUUCUGGGGGAUCGUCUUUAACUGCACUCUGAGUUACAGGCAGGUUAUGAGAGGCAUGAAGAGAUGCACUGGAGAAGAGAUGAUUGAAACGCUGAAUAAUACGUACUCAGAUGUGUCUCAGUUAAGGAUUACGUAUAACGUGUAUAAGGCUGUGUAUGCCGUGGCGUACGCCCUACAUAACCUCGAGACUUGUGUACCUGGCAGUGGCCCGUUUGAAAACGGCACAUGCGCUGAUAUUAACAAAUUCGAGCCUUGGCAGCUCAUGUACUACCUGAAGAACCUCCAGUUCACCGUCCCUCACACCGGAGAGCACAUAUUCUUCAAUGACGGGGACGUGGACGGCUUUUAUGAAAUCUUAAACUGGCAGAGUGAUUCAGACGGAGAGAUCACAUAUUCCCACAUCGGUUACUAUAACAGCUCGGCACCCGCCGACGACAGGCUGAUUAUCAACAAUGCCUCUAUCAUAUGGAACAAUGAUGUCCUCGAGACGCCUCGCUCUGUGUGCAGUGAACGCUGCCAGCCCGGCACCAGGAUGGGUAUCCGGCAGGGUGAGCCGGUCUGUUGCUUCGACUGCAUCCCCUGCGCAGACGGAGAGAUCACCAACACAACAGAUGCACGAGGCUGUCUCCAAUGCGACGAGGACUACUGGUCCAAUGCCAAUCACGACGAGUGUGUGCCGAAGACCAUCGAGUUCCUGGACUUCUCCGAACCCCUCGGGAUCACACUGAUCGCCAUCGCUGCGUUCGGGGCUCUGGCUGCCAUCGUGGUCGUGAUCAUCUUCUUGAUGCACCUCAACACACCUCUGGUGAAAGCCAAUGACCCUCUGCUCAGCUUCUCUCUGCUGCUGGGUUUAGUGAUCACCUUCCUCAGCUCCAUCGUGUUCCUCGGUGAGCCUCAGAAGUGGUCGUGCAUGACCAGUCAGGUGGCGUUGGCUGUAGGCUUUGCCCUGGUCCUCUCUUCAUUAAUGGGGAAAUCUUCUCUGCUCAUGCUGAGAGCCAGAGCUGUAAAAGCUGUCAAAUCUGCGACGCGGGCAGCAAAAGCAGCGGCAGCGGCUGCCGAACAGAGUCCCGACACCGAGGUCAUCGCUCCAGCUAUUCCUCAGAAGAACGACGUGGAUCCCAUACAUCCCAGGCACCAGAGGGCGAUGAUGAUAGUGGGCACGCUGAUCCAAGCGGUGGGUUGCACUGUGUGGCUGAUCCUGAUGCCUCCACACCCCAUUAAAAACACAGCCGCCCAGAACAUCAAGAUCAUCCUGGAGUGCGACAUUGGAAACAUCAUCUUCAUCUGCUCCAUCUUCGCUUAUGACAUCCUUUUGGCUCUGCUGGCCUUCGCUUUUGCUUUUGUGGCACGAAAGUUGGAAGACCACUUUAAUGAGGGCAAGAGCAUGACCUUUGGCAUGAUGGUGUUUUUCAUCGUUUGGAUCUCCUUCGUUCCCGCCUAUCUGAGCACGCGGGGGAAAUUCAUGGUGGCGGUGCAGAUCUUCGCCAUCCUGGCGUCUAGCUUCGGCCUGCUCGCGUGCGUCUUCAUCCCCAAGUGCUACGUGCUGCUCGUCAAACCAGAGAGGAACACAGUGGAGAUGAUGAUUCCUCGAGUCAAAUCACGUGACGCAGGCGUUUCGCUCGCCACCAACAGCAGCUCCGCUAACGGCACCACCGUGUCCACCGUGUCUCUAGAUGGCUGAAGACAUUCCCCAAAAAUCAUCUACCGUGUCACUCUGAAGCCUUAUUAUAUUGGACUCUGACAUAUUUAAAUAUACAUUUAAAUCUAAGACCCAAUAGGAAUAACAGUAAAGGACUUUUAAGGGGGUCGUAUUGCACUAUAUCAUGUCUAUGUAUAAUACAAUUUAGUUUAAUGAGCAUUUUUUGCCAUCUCUAACCCCUAGAAGGCUGUUUUUAUACAUUUAUUCGGUAACACUUUACAAUAAGGUUUUCAACUCACGUAAAGUUGAUAAUUCCGCAAAU
Pimephales promelas (fathead minnow) is the source of this 3143-nucleotide messenger RNA. RefSeq names its product vomeronasal 2, receptor 1 (gene vmn2r1). Gene Ontology annotation, molecular function: G protein-coupled receptor activity; olfactory receptor activity. Gene Ontology annotation, biological process: G protein-coupled receptor signaling pathway. Gene Ontology annotation, cellular component: plasma membrane. NCBI's taxonomy places the organism in Eukaryota, Metazoa, Chordata, Actinopteri, Cypriniformes, Leuciscidae. The record is from RefSeq and is a predicted model, not a curated record.